Periophthalmus magnuspinnatus is the source of this 2295-nucleotide messenger RNA. RefSeq names its product GDNF family receptor alpha 4b (gene gfra4b). The record is from RefSeq and is a predicted model, not a curated record. The coding region runs from base 222 to 1517 and encodes 431 amino acids. Gene Ontology annotation, cellular component: external side of plasma membrane; signaling receptor complex. Gene Ontology annotation, molecular function: signaling receptor activity. Gene Ontology annotation, biological process: nervous system development. The transcript is spliced from 8 exons. Lineage: Eukaryota; Metazoa; Chordata; Actinopteri; Gobiiformes; Gobiidae.
UCUCUCCUGUCCACGCGGUGCGCACCCACGACAACUUUCAACUCGACUGUGACGCAACUGGGAUUUUUUUUAAGGAAGAAAACAGCGGGAUUAUAUUCACAGGUUGUUCAACUCGCUCCAACACUAUCCUCCACAUGUAUAACAGGACAACCCCGCGACUGGAGAACGCACAGCAGCCCUAGAUCCUCCGCGUAAAGUGUUCAUUCAUCAGCGCACGAGACAUGGAUCUUUGCGGAGUUUACCUUUGCCUCUUCACGAGUUGGGCUCUGUUGGAGGUGAUCGUGGCUGGGAGAGACUGCUUGGUGGCGGGUGACUCGUGCUCCAGUGAUGAGACCUGCAGUCCUCGCUUGCGGACCCUUCGACAGUGUGUUGCGGGAAACGGUAACAUGAAGCUGGGCCCCGGGGCCAGGAGCCAGUGUGCCAACGCAGUGUCCGCCCUGCUCUCCAGCCCCCUGCACGGCUGCCAGUGCAAACGAGGCAUGAAGAAGGAGAAGAACUGCCUGAGCAUCUACUGGAGCCUGCACCAGUCCAUCAUACAUGGGCUGAACUUGGUGGAGAGUUACCCCUAUGAGACAGUGCACAAGGAUUACGACUAUGUCCGGCUGGCUUCCAUCACAGCUGACUCCGAGGUCGGCCUGACAACAGUAAACCGUUGCUUGGACGCAGCAAAGGCGUGCAAUGUGGAUGACAUGUGCCAAAAGCUGCGCACCGAAUACGUCUCCGUUUGCAUCAAGCCCACGGCCAAAUCGGGACUAUGCAACCGACCCAAGUGCAACAAGGCCCUCCGCAAGUUCUUCGACCGCGUCCCGGCUGACUACACCCACGAGCUGCUCUUCUGUCCCUGCACCGACACAGCCUGUGCGGAGCGACGCAGGCAAACCAUCGUGCCCAGCUGCUCCUACGAAAGUCCAGACAAACCCAACUGUCUCACUCAGAUGCGGAUUUGUAAUGCUGACUAUGUUUGCAGGUCUCGCCUGUCACAGUUUCAGUACGAUUGCGCUCAAUCAGAGACAUCGGCCACGGGCUGCAAGCAAGACAACUACGGAGCCUGCCUACUCGCCUACACAGGGCUCAUUGGAAGUACAAUAACUCCCAACUACGUGGACAACUCCACAUCUAGUGUGGCCCCAUGGUGCACCUGUGCCAACAGCGGCAGUCAGCGCGACGAGUGCGACGACUUCCUGGGAUACUUCGCUGACAACAUCUGCCUCCGGAAUGCGCUCAUGACGUUUGGCAGGGGAUCAGAAGUCCAGCCCGCACCGAGUGACUCCACAACAAUUAGCCUUGGACACAGAAACAGAGAAACCAAGAACACCAUCGCCCCGGAAACAAUGGAGACCGCCGGGAACAUGCUGGAUCCUCUCAUUCCCACACAGGCCAUGGACAAUGAGUUACUAGUGGACCCUGUGACUCUGCCCUCCAGCAGCCUGCCUAGCCGAGCAUCAUCCCUACAUCUCAUCAUUCAGACAAUUACAAUCCUUACACUUUUACUUCAUCUGCUUAGCAACGGAAACUAAACAAUGGACGAACAUGUUGUGAAGCCUCAAAAACACAAGCCAACACAGCAGAACCCCUUUUAAAUAUGUACAGGGACUCUCUUUUCUAGUUUUGUGUCAAAGUUCUCCGCUUCCUACUGCCACUAUUACUCCGCAAAGUGUGAGAAAUUGGGCUUAAUGUCAACAUGUGUACAGUUUUGUGCUGCUUUUUUGGACCAUCCUUCUAUCCGUUACCUAACUGAAAUCUUCUUUUGAACAUAAACUCAAGUUUGUGAAAAGAUUUGUAUGAUCAACGACCGCCGACAACAGAGCGCUCACGUUGGAAAGCAGCUAAAAUGCGCAAGUGACUAUGGAAGGAGCUUUGCAAUCAAUAGUGGUGAAGAAAAAACUGCUUUUUGGUCAGAUAUCCCGGACAAAAGUAAGACUAAAAUACUGAGAUAGUCCAGCAAAACUUUAGAGAGAAAACAGAGUUCAGCACUGACCUGAAUAGACUCUUCGAGAACUGCUGGCCUUUGUUACUCUCAUACAGCUAUCUCUUCAUAAGGACUUGUUGUCUCGAACUGAAGAUGUAAUCAGAGGAGAGGUUGUCUGACUUCAAAAAUAGCCCUGAAAAGGCACUAGCUGUUUACCUGUAGAGUUGUGCUAUGUGUACGUGAGCAUAUACUCUUUGAUUUCUCAUUGUGUCUGUGAAUAUCGCUACAUUGGGGUGGGCUACAUGUACUUGUGCCACUAAAGGAGGUGAGUGGUUCCAAUGAUGACAUUAGACCAACAAGAAUGAGGCAGUAUUUUCAGUCUGAGG